GUGAGCUUUCUCGGUGCUUAGUCGUCAGUCCGCACUGCUUGAGCUGACUUCGGUGUCCUAUCCGUACUCCUAACUGUUCAUUGUGAAAUACAAGCCGUGCUUGCACGAUGUGUUUUUUAAAAAUUAAGCAGAGCAGAAAGGGUUAAGGUGCCACUUUCUCCCAGGGACAACCACUCACGCCAGAGGCCAUCCCUGAAGAAACACAAAAAGCGACGUAGCAACCUUAGCAAGGAAGAGCCCACCAGCCGUCCACGCCGCAGAGGUGUGGGCCCCGUCGUGCGCAGUGGACCGGCCUGGGGGCUGGCAGCAGGACGCCUGAGUCUGCAUGCUGAAGAAGAUGGGUGAGGCCGUGGCCAGAGUCGCCAGGAAGGUCAACGAGACGGUGGAGAGCGGCUCUGACACCCUGGACCUAGCGGAGUGCAAGCUGGUCGCCUUCCCCAUCGGCAUCUACAAGGUCCUGCGGAAUGUCUCUGACCAGAUCCACCUUGUCACACUGGCUAACAACGAGCUCAAGUCCCUCACCAGCAAGUUCAUGACCACGUUCAGUCAGCUCCGAGAGCUCCGCCUGGAAGGGAACUUCCUGCAUCGCCUCCCCAGCGAGGUCAGCACUCUGCAGCACCUCAAGGCCAUCGACUUGUCUCGCAACAAGUUCCGGGACUUCCCCGAGCAGCUCACCACCCUGCCGGCGCUGGAGACCAUCAGCCUGGAGGAGAACGAGAUCGUGGAUGUGCCGGUGCAGAAGCUAGCGGCCAUGCCGGCCUUGCGCUGCGUCAACCUGCGCUUCAACCCGCUCAGCGCGGAGGUGCGCGUCAUCGCCCCGCCGCUCAUCAAGUUCGACCUGCUCAUGUCCCCGGAGGGCGCCCGGGCUCCCCCGCCCUAGGCCACUCUCCUUGUGCCCGCCCGGCAAGGGACAGCGGCCUCUGGCCUGCCCCACUGUGGGGAGGGCUUCCCGCAGGCCCAAGGAGGCCGAUUCUGCGUGCUGGGAGGGUGCCGCGGGCCCAGGGUAGCUUAGGGCAGUAGUGGGCCCUGGAGUGCCGCAAGCGGGAUCAACGAGAGGGCUGCAGUUGGUUGGGCCCUCACGGCUGCUGUGCAAACUUGGGCACCCCGCUGUCCCCCUGAGCCUUGCUGCUGGGGAAAUGGGUGUUGGGGUGGAGCUGUCGCCUGCUUGGAGGUCUCUUGGGCAGGCUGUGGUGCGGUCACCUCCAUGCUGCCUGCAUCUCGGAGCUCACAGAUGAGUGUCGCUGAGCACUUCCUGGGCCCUGUGGGUUUGAGGCCUCCUUCCUAGUGCUGAGAGCCAGGUGCCCCCUGGGAGAGUAGAAGACAGUCCCCAUCUAUAUAUUCCUUCCCGAGAACAGUGCCCAUCCUAGCCCAGGGUUCCCUGGACCUGCGGGAGCCUGAACGCAAGAACAGUUACAGAGGAGCCCGCCAUGUCCUGCUGGGACACUGUGGAGCAUGGCAGGGCAGCUCUGUCCUUCCUCCUGAUUAAGAAAUCCGUGGGGUAGGAAGCUCUGCGGGUUCCACUCCUCCCUGGAGUGUGACCAGGUGUGUGCCGGCAUGGGUACCCAGUCCUCACAGCUGAGCCGCAGGAGAGGCGGCCCAGAGAGAAGACGGCGGUUUGCUGUGUCUGUGAGUCACUGCACCUGUGACCGUGGUCCCUCUGGCAGCAGCCUGGUUAUCUGGUCACAGCCAUGUGCAGGCAGAAGACUCUGUGGGCCACUCCCAGAGCCCUGGUGACCUACCUAGUCCUUUCAAGGCCUGGGACGUGGCCAGGCAGUGGAGUGGCCAGCCAGCCCAGCUUACCAGGGACCAGGAGUUUCCUGGGAUGUGGGGCUGAAACUGGGAGGCUAGCAGGGAUGGCUGGUCCCGCCAGGAGGGGACCUGGCACUGCUGCUUUCGGGAAGCACCCGUGCUCUGCAGCACCCUUGAUUUCUUGAUCUCUUAGCUAUCUACCUCCCACCUUCUCAUUACUGGGGCCAGCUGCCCCAGGCCCCACCAGCUGGCACCUCUGUGUGAGCUUCUCAGGCCCUGGGACUUGGGACAAAUCCAGGCCACCCAAACCCUGCGUCCUGUGGGACCUCUUCACUGCUCCUGAGUUAAGCUGUUCAGCGCUCAGACCUCCUCUCAGAGCACGCCCAGGCUCCUUCCCUCCUGGGGCUCCUGUCUCUUGGCGCUGCAGCAGAGAGCCUGUUCCCUCUUCUCGUAUCCCGGGGCCUGGGUGGCCAGACUCUGGGGAGAGGGUUUUCAGGGUGCGGCAGUCAAGGCAAGAUCUCCAGGGCUGCCCAUUCUGGCCAGGGAUGUUGGGGGACAUCCUGUGUCCUCCUUGCUGGGAGGAGUGGCACUUUCCUAGUGUGCACCAAGGCAGUGCAUGGCCAGAGCCUUGCAGCUCCAAGUGUAGCCUGUCACCAGCUGCAGCAUCUGUGUCACCUGGGGGCUUGUUGGGAAUGCAGGGUCUCGGGCCCCACCCCAGCCCUCCUGACUCUGAAUCUGCAUUUUACCAAGGUCCCCAGAUGACUCCUACAAGCACUUUAUAGUUUGGGAAGCGAGGGCCCAGGAGGCACCUUGGGGAUAUCCUCCGAGUGGCAGGAGAAGGCUCUCAGUUCUGUCCCUGACUCCUCCAGGGAUCUGACUGAGUCUGUGUCAGCCUCUCCCUAACCCAGCCCUGGGAGACGCUUGGCCUUAGAUCUGAUGGCAUUCCCAGGGAAGGGAGUGAGCGCCGUCACCGGGAGGUGAGGGGGAGCUUUCCCUGCCGUCUGCACCUGCCUUUCCGGCCGUCUCCUGCAUGCCAAGCUGCCUGCUCCCCAGGUGCUCACCUCAGGCCCUUAGCCUCCCAGGGCUGCCUCUGAGAGUUGCUUUCUCCUCUGCUUGGAGAGUUCACCCUUGCCUUGCGGGGGAGCUUGGGCCGAGGAGCCCCUGAAUCAGAGCUCACGGUGUGAGUGAGUCCUUUAGCUUCCCUCUGCAAUAAAGACCGUUGGUUUCA
Messenger RNA from Lepus europaeus (European hare), 2977 nucleotides. It is a transcript of the gene LRRC20, whose product is annotated as leucine rich repeat containing 20. The record is from RefSeq and is a predicted model, not a curated record. Gene Ontology annotation, molecular function: protein binding. NCBI's taxonomy places the organism in Eukaryota, Metazoa, Chordata, Mammalia, Lagomorpha, Leporidae. The transcript is spliced from 5 exons. Bases 326 to 880 code for a protein of 184 amino acids.